Molecule: messenger RNA, 474 nt
Organism: Arachis ipaensis
Lineage: Eukaryota; Viridiplantae; Streptophyta; Magnoliopsida; Fabales; Fabaceae
Source: RefSeq, a predicted model, not a curated record
AUGUCAACAUACAUAUGGGAUAUUAGUUACAUUGCAUCUCUUCCAGAGUGCUUUAAGGCAAUUUUUAAUGUAAUUGUAGAACUUGUUGAUGAAAUAAUAGAGUUAAGUGCUGGGAGUGGGGAAUCAGACUUGGUGUUGCAAUGUCUCAAACAAGCUCUGUCUCAUUAUGUACAAGGUUACAUUGACGAAGCAAGAUGGUGCCAUGAGGGAUAUAUUCCAACAUAUGAUGAGCGUAAGGUUAUUGGUGCUGCUACUACACCAUAUCAAAUGCUUACAAUAAUGUUUAUUGCUUUGGGAGAAUUUGCAACCAAAGAAACUCUUCAUUGGAUUUCUAAUAAUAUUCCACUUAUUUUUGAGCAGCAAAGAGAACAUGGUGCUUCGGCCGUAGAAUGUUACAUGAAGCAAUAUGGCUUUUCACAAGAGGAGGCCUAUGAAUUCAUAAAAAAGAUAUCAAUAAUUGUUGGAAGGAUAUGA